AUGCCUAAACUCCUACAAGGCAUCAUCACUGUCAUUGAUGUUUUCUACCAAUAUGCCACCCAGCAUGGGGAGUAUGAUAUGUUGAACAAGGCAGAGCUGAAAGAACUUCUGGAAAAUGAGUUUCAUCAAAUUCUGAAGAAUCCAAAUGAUCCAGAUACUGUGGAUAUCAUCUUGCAAAGUCUGGAUCAAGACCAUAACAAGAAAGUGGAUUUUAUGGAGUAUCUUCUGAUGAUAUUCAAGCUGGUUCGGGCUCAUAAUAAAAUCAUUAGCAAAGAUUACUGCCAAGCUUCAGGGUCAAAGCUGAGAGACGACAGUCACCAGCACCAAGAGGAACAAGAAGAAACAGAAAAAGAGGACAAAUGGCAAGAAUCCUCUUCUAGUCAUUCAAGUUGGAGUGCAGGAGAGAAUGAUUCCUAUUCCAGGAACGUCAGAGGAAGCAUUACACAUUGGCCUCAAUCCAUAUCCAGAAGUUUGAAUUUUCAAAGAGACUUUUCUGGCGAAAAUAACUCCUGCUCAGGCCAGUCUUCCAGCUACGGCCACAAGGGCUCUGGCUCCAGUCAGUCUUCCGGCUAUGGCCGACAUGGGGCUGGAUCUGGCCAGUCUCCUAGCCAUGGCCGACAUGGGUCUGGCUCCGGUCGCUCUUCCAACUGUGGCCCACAUGGGUCUGGCUCAGGCCAGUCUUCUGGCGUUGGUGAACAGGAGUCUAGCUCAGGGCAGUCCUCUAGUUACACUCAGCAUGGAUCUGGCUCAGGUCACUCCUCCAGCUACGGACAACACGGCUCUAGGUCAGGACAGUUAUCUAGGGGAGAACAACACGGAUCUAGCUCAGGUUCCUCUUCUAGCUAUGGUCGACAUGGAUCUGGCUCCCAUCAGUCUUCGGGCCACGGCCGACACGGGUCUGGAUCUGGCCAGUCGCCUAGCCCUAGCCGCGGCCGACAUGGGUCUGGUUCUGGGCAGUCUUCCAGCUACAACCCACAUGGGUCUGGCUCAGGGCGGUCUUCCAGCCCUGGCCCACAUGGGUCUGGCUCAGGUCACUCUUCUGGCUUAGGUCAACACGAGUCUCGCUCAGGACAGUCCUCUGGCUACGGUCAACACGGAUCUAGUUCGGGUCACUCCUUUUCCCAUGGGCAACAUGGCUCUACAUCAGGACAGUCAUCAAGCUGUGGCCAACAUGGAGCUAGCUCAGGUCAGUCUUCCAGCUACGGUCAGCAUGGCUCUGGCUCAAGUCGGUCUUCUGGCUAUGGCCGACAGGGCUCUGGAUCUGGCCAGUCUCCUAGUCGCGGCCGACAUGGGUCCGGUUCCGGGCACUCUUCUAGCUACGGCCAACAUGGGUCUGGCUCAGGUCGUUCUUCCAGCCGUGGCCCACAUGAGUCUGGUUCAGGCCAGUCUUCUGGCUUUGGUCAACACGAGUCUAGCUCAGGGCAGUCCUCUAGUUACACUCAGCAUGGAUCUGGCUCAGGUCACUCCUCCAGCUACGGACAACACGGCUCUAGGUCAGGACAGUCAUCUAGGGGAGAACAACACGGAUCUAGCUCAGGUUCCUCUUCUAGCUAUGGUCGACAUGGGUCUGGCUCCCAUCAGUCUUCGGGCCACGGCCGACACGGGUCUGGAUCUGGCCAGUCGCCUAGCCCUAGCCGCGGCCGACAUGGGUCUGGUUCUGGGCAGUCUUCCAGCUACAACCCACAUGGGUCUGGCUCAGGGCGGUCUUCCAGCCGUGGCCCACAUGGGUCUGGCUCAGGUCACUCUUCUGGCUUAGGUCAACACGAGUCUCGCUCAGGACAGUCCUCUGGCUACGGUCAACACGGAUCUAGUUCGGGUCACUCCUUUUCCCAUGGGCAACAUGGCUCUACAUCAGGACAGUCAUCAAGCUGUGGCCAACAUGGAGCUAGCUCAGGUCAGUCUUCCAGCUACGGUCAGCAUGGCUCUGGCUCAAGUCGGUCCUCUGGCUAUGGCCGACAGGGCUCUGGAUCUGGCCAGUCUCCUAGUCGCGGCCGACAUGGGUCCGGUUCCGGGCACUCUUCUAGCUACGGCCAACAUGGGUCUGGCUCAGGUCGUUCUUCCAGCCGUGGCCCACAUGAGUCUGGUUCAGGUCACUCUUCUGGCUUUGGUCAACAUCAGUCUGGCUCAGGACAGUCUUCUGGUUACAGUCAGCACGGAAGUGGCUCAGGGCACUCCUCUAGCCAUGGACAGCAUGGUUCUACAUCAGGACAGUCAUCAAGCUUUGGCCAGGAGGGAUCUAGCACAGGCCAGUCUUCCAGCUACGGCCACCAGGGCUCUGGCUCCAGUCAGUCUUCCGGCUAUGGCCGACACGGGGCUGGAUCUGGCCAGUCUCCUAGCCGUGGCCGACAUGGGUCUGGCUCCGGUCAGUCUCCCAGCUGUGGCCCACAUGGGUCUGGCUCAGGCCAGUCUUCUGGCUUUGGUCAACACGAGUCUAGCUCAGGGCAGUCCUCUAGUUACACUCAGCAUGGAUCUGGCUCAGGUCACUCCUCCAGCUAUGGACAACACGGCUCUAGGUCAGGACAGUCAUCUAGGGGAGAACAACACGGAUCUAGCUCAGGUUCCUCUUCUAGCUAUGGUCGACAUGGGUCUGGCUCCCAUCAGUCUUCGGGCCACGGCCGACACGGGUCUGGAUCUGGCCAGUCGCCUGGCCCUAGCCACGGCCGACAUGGGUCUGGUUCUGGGCAGUCUUCCAGCUACAACCCACAUGGGUCUGGCUCAGGGCGGUCUUCCAGCCGUGGCCCAUAUGGGUCUGGCUCAGGUCACUCUUCUGGCUUAGGUCAACACGAGUCUCGCUCAGGACAGUCCUCUGGCUACGGUCAACACGGAUCUAGUUCGGGUCACUCCUUUUCCCAUGGGCAACAUGGCUCUACAUCAGGACAGUCAUCAAGCUGUGGUCAACAUGGAGCUAGCUCAGGUCAGUCUUCCAGCUACGGUCAGCAUGGCUCUGGCUCAAGUCGGUCCUCUGGCUAUGGCCGACAGGGCUCUGGAUCUGGCCAGUCUCCUAGUCGUGGCCGACAUGGGUCCGGUUCCGGGCACUCUUCUAGCUACGGCCAACAUGGGUCUGGCUCAGGUCGUUCUUCCAGCCGUGGCCCACAUGAGUCUGGUUCAGGUCACUCUUCUGGCUUUGGUCAACAUCAGUCUGGCUCAGGACAGUCUUCUGGUUACAGUCAGCACGGAAGUGGCUCAGGGCACUCCUCUAGCCAUGGACAGCAUGGUUCUACAUCAGGACAGUCAUCAAGCUUUGGCCAGGAGGGAUCUAGCACAGGCCAGUCUUCCAGCUACGGCCACCAGGGCUCUGGCUCCAGUCAGUCUUCCGGCUAUGGCCGACACGGGGCUGGAUCUGGCCAGUCUCCUAGCCGUGGCCGACAUGGGUCUGGCUCCGGUCGGUCUCCCAGCUGUGGCCCACAUGGGUCUGGCUCAGGCCAGUCUUCUGGCUUUGGUCAACACGAGUCUAGCUCAGGGCAGUCCUCUAGUUACACUCAGCAUGGAUCUGGCUCAGGUCACUCCUCCAGCUACGGACAACACGGCUCUAGGUCAGGACAGUCAUCUAGGGGAGAACAACACGGAUCUAGCUCAGGUCAGUCUUCCAGCUACGGUCAGCAUGGCUCUGGCUCAAGUCGGUCCUCUGGCUAUGGCCGACAGGGCUCUGGAUCUGGCCAGUCUCCUAGUCGCGGCCGACAUGGGUCCGGUUCCGGGCACUCUUCUAGCUACGGCCAACAUGGGUCUGGCUCAGGUCGUUCUUCCAGCCGUGGCCCACAUGAGUCUGGUUCAGGUCACUCUUCUGGCUUUGGUCAACAUCAGUCUGGCUCAGGACAGUCUUCUGGUUACAGUCAGCACGGAAGUGGCUCAGGGCACUCCUCUAGCCAUGGACAGCAUGGUUCUACAUCAGGACAGUCAUCAAGCUUUGGCCAGGAGGGAUCUAGCACAGGCCAGUCUUCCAGCUACGGCCACCAGGGCUCUGGCUCCAGUCAGUCUUCCGGCUAUGGCCGACACAGGGCUGGAUCUGGCCAGUCUCCUAGCCGUGGCCGACAUGGGUCUGGCUCCGGUCGGUCUCCCAGCUGUGGCCCACAUGGGUCUGGCUCAGGCCAGUCUUCUGGCUUUGGUCAACACGAGUCUAGCUCAGGGCAGUCCUCUAGUUACACUCAGCAUGGAUCUGGCUCAGGUCACUCCUCCAGCUACGGACAACACGGCUCUAGGUCAGGACAGUCAUCUAGGGGAGAACAACACGGAUCUAGCUCAGGUUCCUCUUCUAGCUAUGGUCGACAUGGGUCUGGCUCCCAUCAGUCUUCGGGCCACGGCCGACACGGGUCUGGAUCUGGCCAGUCGCCUAGCCCUAGCCACGGCCGACAGGGGUCUGGUUCUGGGCAGUCUUCCAGCUACAACCCACAUGGGUCUGGCUCAGGGCGGUCUUCCAGCCGUGGCCCACAUGGGUCUGGCUCAGGUCACUCUUCUGGCUUAGGUCAACACGAGUCUCGCUCAGGACAGUCCUCUGGCUACGGUCAACACGGAUCUAGUUCGGGUCACUCCUUUUCCCAUGGGCAACAUGGCUCUACAUCAGGACAGUCAUCAAGCUGUGGCCAACAUGGAGCUAGCUCAGGUCAGUCUUCCAGCUACGGUCAGCAUGGCUCUGGCUCAAGUCGGUCCUCUGGCUAUGGCCGACAGGGCUCUGGAUCUGGCCAGUCUCCUAGUCGCGGCCGACAUGGGUCCGGUUCCGGGCACUCUUCUAGCUACGGCCAACAUGGGUCUGGCUCAGGUCGUUCUUCCAGCCGUGGCCCACAUGAGUCUGGUUCAGGCCAGUCUUCUGGCUUUGGUCAACACGAGUCUAGCUCAGGGCAGUCCUCUAGUUACACUCAGCAUGGAUCUGGCUCAGGUCACUCCUCCAGCUACGGACAACACGGCUCUAGGUCAGGACAGUCAUCUAGGGGAGAACAACACGGAUCUAGCUCAGGUUCCUCUUCUAGCUAUGGUCGACAUGGGUCUGGCUCCCAUCAGUCUUCGGGCCACGGCCGACACGGGUCUGGAUCUGGCCAGUCGCCUAGCCCUAGCCACGGCCGACAGGGGUCUGGUUCUGGGCAGUCUUCCAGCUACAACCCACAUGGGUCUGGCUCAGGGCGGUCUUCCAGCCGUGGCCCACAUGGGUCUGGCUCAGGUCACUCUUCUGGCUUAGGUCAACACGAGUCUCGCUCAGGACAGUCCUCUGGCUACGGUCAACACGGAUCUAGUUCGGGUCACUCCUUUUCCCAUGGGCAACAUGGCUCUACAUCAGGACAGUCAUCAAGCUGUGGCCAACAUGGAGCUAGCUCAGGUCAGUCUUCCAGCUACGGUCAGCAUGGCUCUGGCUCAAGUCGGUCUUCUGGCUAUGGCCGACAGGGCUCUGGAUCUGGCCAGUCUCCUAGUCGCGGCCGACAUGGGUCCGGUUCCGGGCACUCUUCUAGCUACGGCCAACAUGGGUCUGGCUCAGGUCGUUCUUCCAGCCGUGGCCCACAUGAGUCUGGUUCAGGCCAGUCUUCUGGCUUUGGUCAACACGAGUCUAGCUCAGGGCAGUCCUCUAGUUACACUCAGCAUGGAUCUGGCUCAGGUCACUCCUCCAGCUACGGACAACACGGCUCUAGGUCAGGACAGUCAUCUAGGGGAGAACAACACGGAUCUAGCUCAGGUUCCUCUUCUAGCUAUGGUCGACAUGGGUCUGGCUCCCAUCAGUCUUCGGGCCACGGCCGACACGGGUCUGGAUCUGGCCAGUCGCCUAGCCCUAGCCGCGGCCGACAUGGGUCUGGUUCUGGGCAGUCUUCCAGCUACAACCCACAUGGGUCUGGCUCAGGGCGGUCUUCCAGCCCUGGCCCACAUGGGUCUGGCUCAGGUCACUCUUCUGGCUUAGGUCAACACGAGUCUCGCUCAGGACAGUCCUCUGGCUACGGUCAACACGGAUCUAGUUCGGGUCACUCCUUUUCCCAUGGGCAACAUGGCUCUACAUCAGGACAGUCAUCAAGCUGUGGCCAACAUGGAGCUAGCUCAGGUCAGUCUUCCAGCUACGGUCAGCAUGGCUCUGGCUCAAGUCGGUCUUCUGGCUAUGGCCGACAGGGCUCUGGAUCUGGCCAGUCUCCUAGUCGCGGCCGACAUGGGUCCGGUUCCGGGCGCUCUUCUAGCUACGGCCAACAUGGGUCUGGCUCAGGUCGUUCUUCCAGCCGUGGCCCACAUGAGUCUGGUUCAGGCCAGUCUUCUGGCUUUGGUCAACACGAGUCUAGCUCAGGGCAGUCCUCUAGUUACACUCAGCAUGGAUCUGGCUCAGGUCACUCCUCCAGCUACGGACAACACGGCUCUAGGUCAGGACAGUCAUCUAGGGGAGAACAACACGGAUCUAGCUCAGGUUCCUCUUCUAGCUAUGGUCGACAUGGGUCUGGCUCCCAUCAGUCUUCGGGCCACGGCCGACACGGGUCUGGAUCUGGCCAGUCGCCUAGCCCUAGCCGCGGCCGACAUGGGUCUGGUUCUGGGCAGUCUUCCAGCUACAACCCACAUGGGUCUGGCUCAGGGCGGUCUUCCAGCCGUGGCCCACAUGGGUCUGGCUCAGGUCACUCUUCUGGCUUAGGUCAACACGAGUCUCGCUCAGGACAGUCCUCUGGCUACGGUCAACACGGAUCUAGUUCGGGUCACUCCUUUUCCCAUGGGCAACAUGGCUCUACAUCAGGACAGUCAUCAAGCUGUGGCCAACAUGGAGCUAGCUCAGGUCAGUCUUCCAGCUACGGUCAGCAUGGCUCUGGCUCAAGUCGGUCCUCUGGCUAUGGCCGACAGGGCUCUGGAUCUGGCCAGUCUCCUAGUCGCGGCCGACAUGGGUCCGGUUCCGGGCACUCUUCUAGCUACGGCCAACAUGGGUCUGGCUCAGGUCGUUCUUCCAGCCGUGGCCCACAUGAGUCUGGUUCAGGCCAGUCUUCUGGCUUUGGUCAACACGAGUCUAGCUCAGGGCAUUCCUCUAGUUACACUCAGCAUGGAUCUGGCUCAGGUCACUCCUCCAGCUACGGACAACACGGCUCUAGGUCAGGACAGUCAUCUAGGGGAGAACAACACGGAUCUAGCUCAGGUUCCUCUUCUAGCUAUGGUCGACAUGGGUCUGGCUCCCAUCAGUCUUCGGGCCACGGCCGACACGGGUCUGGAUCUGGCCAGUCGCCUAGCCCUAGCCACGGCCGACAGGGGUCUGGUUCUGGGCAGUCUUCCAGCUACAACCCACAUGGGUCUGGCUCAGGGCGGUCUUCCAGCCGUGGCCCACAUGGGUCUGGCUCAGGUCACUCUUCUGGCUUAGGUCAACACGAGUCUCGCUCAGGACAGUCCUCUGGCUACGGUCAACACGGAUCUAGUUCGGGUCACUCCUUUUCCCAUGGGCAACAUGGCUCUACAUCAGGACAGUCAUCAAGCUGUGGCCAACAUGGAGCUAGCUCAGGUCAGUCUUCCAGCUACGGUCAGCAUGGCUCUGGCUCAAGUCGGUCCUCUGGCUAUGGCCGACAGGGCUCUGGAUCUGGCCAGUCUCCUAGUCGCGGCCGACAUGGGUCCGGUUCCGGGCACUCUUCUAGCUACGGCCAACAUGGGUCUGGCUCAGGUCGUUCUUCCAGCCGUGGCCCACAUGAGUCUGGUUCAGGUCACUCUUCUGGCUUUGGUCAACAUCAGUCUGGCUCAGGACAGUCUUCUGGUUACAGUCAGCACGGAAGUGGCUCAGGGCACUCCUCUAGCCAUGGACAGCAUGGUUCUACAUCAGGACAGUCAUCAAGCUUUGGCCAGGAGGGAUCUAGCACAGGCCAGUCUUCCAGCUACGGCCACCAGGGCUCUGGCUCCAGUCAGUCUUCCGGCUAUGGCCGACACGGGGCUGGAUCUGGCCAGUCUCCUAGCUGUGGCCGACAUGGGUCUGGCUCCGGUCGGUCUCCCAGCUGUGGCCCACAUGGGUCUGGCUCAGGCCAGUCUUCUGGCGUUGGUCAACACGAGUCUAGCUCAGGGCAGUCCUCUAGUUACACUCAGCAUGGAUCUGGCUCAGGUCACUCCUCCAGCUACGGACAACACGGCUCUAGGUCAGGACAGUCAUCUAGGGGAAAACAACACGGAUCUAGCUCAGGUUCCUCUUCUAGCUAUGGUCGACAUGGGUCUGGCUCCCAUCAGUCUUCGGGCCACGGCCGACACGGGUCUGGAUCUGGCCAGUCGCCUAGCCCUAGCCGCGGCCGACAUGGGUCUGGUUCAGGGCAGUCUUCCAGCUGUGGCCAACAUGGGUCUGGCUCAGGACAGUCCUCUGGUUAUAUUCAGCAUGGACGUGGCUCAGGGGAAGGUGGGUAUUCUUAUUCCAAAGAAGGAAGUAACCAUGAAGGUGAAAGUUCUGGCUCAGAUUUUCUCAGUUUUCAUAGUAGGACUUUACCCUAUGAAUAUAUCCAAAAGCAGAGGUGCUACUUUUAG
This is a messenger RNA of Rhinopithecus roxellana (golden snub-nosed monkey), 8424 nucleotides long. It is a transcript of the gene HRNR, whose product is annotated as hornerin. NCBI's taxonomy places the organism in Eukaryota, Metazoa, Chordata, Mammalia, Primates, Cercopithecidae. Gene Ontology annotation, cellular component: keratohyalin granule; cornified envelope. The transcript is spliced from 9 exons. Gene Ontology annotation, biological process: establishment of skin barrier. The record is from RefSeq and is a predicted model, not a curated record. Gene Ontology annotation, molecular function: calcium ion binding; transition metal ion binding. The coding region runs from base 1 to 8424 and encodes 2807 amino acids.